Folsomia candida is the source of this 2320-nucleotide messenger RNA. Its product is annotated as adenylyl-sulfate kinase. The coding region runs from base 104 to 826 and encodes 240 amino acids. Lineage: Eukaryota; Metazoa; Arthropoda; Collembola; Entomobryomorpha; Isotomidae. The record is from RefSeq and is a predicted model, not a curated record. The transcript is spliced from 7 exons. Gene Ontology annotation, biological process: sulfate assimilation. Gene Ontology annotation, molecular function: adenylylsulfate kinase activity.
GGAAUGCUCCUACUCUACAAGUGCCGGGUCUUCUUUAUAACAAGUAACUCGUGCAACAGUUUACACGGUUAUUUGUAUUAUUAAACAAGUUAAUUAGUGAGAAAUGAACCCAUCCACCCCCACUUCUAGUAAAAUGACCCAUGUUGGGUCACCAUCCCCCUCCCCACCAAGUAAAAGGAUGAAACACCAAAGUGGAAUCGAGGUGACGAAAGGAUGCACUAUUCUUAUGACCGGUCUAGCGAAGUCGGGGAAGACCACCAUUUCCAAUUCCCUUACUAAAAUGCUCAAAUCCAACGGGAUUUUAGUAAAACAAAUGGAUGGGAAGUAUUUGAGGACCGGUCUCUGCAAAAAACUGGACUUUGACAGCAAGAAGGAUCGGUCGGAAUUUGUUCGUUUGGCUUCAGAACUUGCCAAAACAUUCACGGAAGAGGGAUUCGUGUCCAUCAUUUCAAUUGUGGCUCCGUUACAUGAGGACAGACAGAAAGCCAGGGGUUCUCAUGAGCAAGACGGACUGAAGUUUGUAGAUGUCUUUGUGGAUAGGUCAAGAGCGGAAUGUGAUGCAGAAUCUGGCCUGAGUAGAAAUGUAAUAAACCCUAUUGAUGCGGACUACGAACCACCCACAAAUCCAGAUGUUCAUCUCAAACGGAUUGGAAACAACGUGGAUGAAUUGACGAGACAUCUUGCUUCGAGAUUAGUUGAAAAUUAUUCAACCGCUGUUCGCUCAACCUCAGUCGCCGUUUUCUCCAUCCAUUUCUUCACCCACAUCAACAGUUCAUUCUCCCUGUACAGCAACGCCUUCGCCCUCCUCAACGACGUAUUCGUCUGAUUCGGAUUUUGGUGCUGGAGAGUUGGACGACGAGGAGGAUGACGUCCCCAAAUUCAAGUUACCGAGGAAGAGUGAUAUCCGAACGAUAUUUGACUAUGUGAAAAGUGUUCUUGUUCAAAGAGGUUUUGUUGGAAAGGAUGAAGAAAUCGAUAAACAUCCCUUAUUUUCUGAGCUAAUGGGGGAAUGGACGACUCACUACGAGACUCAUAAAACAAGAGGAAUGGAAAAGUUUUUCCCGGUCAAACUUCGUAGAGUAUUAAGUCGGAGCAGAUCAGCGCCACGCACAUCAACCCCAACCAAAGGUGCUAAAACCCCCCCAAAAAACCACGUCAGGAGCCCUGAAGCACACGAGUGGGACGAAUUCAUACCUUUAUAUUGGAAUGGAUCAACGCUGUAUUACGGCAUUAUGUACCAGGGCUUACCUCGCAUCAAAAAAUGCAUGCAAUGUUGGUCGAAGUCAACAUCGGAGGGCUAUUUGUGUGAUACCCAUUCAAAAACCCGAUUCCAACAUUUCGCCGUUCUGCACGACGCUAAUGAGAGGACCAGUUUUUAUGCUACGUUAAGUUGUCAAGGUGUAAAGAAAAACGAAUGGACGCCUGAUCUGGUUAAAAAAACUUCUCACAACAAAACUCUCAUACAAAAAUACCUCUCCGAUCAUCCUAACGCACAAUUCACUCCUGUUUAUGAAAAAUCUACUCUACUCUCCUCCCCGGAACGACUUCCUGUCACGCAUUCCAUCACAUUGUCGGUUGCGCUCAUAACGCUAUUCAGAAACAUGGAAAAACUGGAGUCCGAUGCCCUCAUCAAACCGCAUUCGUUCCUUCAAAAGGAGAUAUAUAUAUCCCAUGCUAAUUUGGCAGUGGUGGAGAAGAUUUUGGAAAACAAUGGAGUGACCUUCUCCGUAGGGGAUAAUGAUGAUUCGGCCAGCUCCCCACUAAUCGACAAGGAUCGACAUUGCAAGAAGUUGCCACAGAUCUAUUGUGGAGUCGAAUCCGACAACAAAAUCAACGUUGGUUUGAAAACGUCUAAGAUUGGGGAAGACGAUCAUUCAAAAUACACCCAUAGUAACCAAUUCAAAUCAGGGCCCAUCUAUCAAACCCCCCUGUCAGAUGAGCAGCUAGCGAUUGCAAACACCAUUGAGACAUCUAAAUCUUUUAAGCAGUGGACGGAUCAACAGAGGGAUGUAUUCAAGUUGGUGAAAGAAGAUUGCACAAGGAAAGAAGGAUUGGGUCAUGCAGCUCUUAUUAUUGCAGAAAUGAAGGGUCAAUCCUACAAUGGCAUCCUCAUUCGAAGGGACAAUAAGAAACAAGAGCAUGUAAAUACUAUUGAGAAAGAUGAUAGAGCUUUUGUACAGUCAGUUUUUAAAGUUUUAACGGGAAGGUCCCUUAUUGUUUCAGUCGAGCAUACGGAUAAUUUGAGUUUUAAUGUUGAGAUAUAAAUAAAGGCAUUGCUUCAUUUGCUUUCAUAUGCCACUCAGACAUGCGGAAAAAGUAA